Brugia pahangi is the source of this 294-nucleotide messenger RNA. The record is from the annotation of a GenBank genome assembly. Lineage: Eukaryota; Metazoa; Nematoda; Chromadorea; Rhabditida; Onchocercidae.
AUGCAGAUAAAGUUGAUUCGGCGGGAAGAUGGCAUCGCGGAAUGGGCAAUGAUUGAAUUACAGGGUACCUUAGAGUCAGCUGGUAUACUUGCAGGACAACGAAUUGGUAGCUUAAAAUGGGAAAACAAAAAAGCUUUACUUCAUAUUGGUCAUCACAUUAUUGAAGGGAAAGAAGUGAAACUUCAAAAUCCGCUGCUUGUACUUGCACGAGAUGCUGAAAACCAAGGAAUUGCACAAAUUACUGCUGUGAUUCGUAAAAAAGUUCAGUUCCGUGCCCGACCAAUGCCUGUGUGA